Molecule: messenger RNA, 374 nt
Organism: Sinocyclocheilus grahami
Lineage: Eukaryota; Metazoa; Chordata; Actinopteri; Cypriniformes; Cyprinidae
Exons: 3
Coding region: 9-374 (121 amino acids)
Source: RefSeq, a predicted model, not a curated record
AGGCAGGGAUGAGGGAUCGAGAGGAGCUGAAGAAAGCCAUCGAGCAGACGGAUCGCCUGCUGUCCCGCGUCCGGCAGCUGGAGGGGGAAAACUCAGAGCUGUGCAGGGAGAAACAUGACGUUUUCCUCCGGAUGCGUGCUGAGCAGGAGAGCCUCCAUCAGGCCGAGCAGCGCUGUGUUCAGCUGGAGGCACAGGUGGUGGGACUGGAGGAGCGUCUGGAGCAGGAGGAGGGCGCCGCCGCUCAGCUGGCCUCCCAGCGUCACCGGCUCGAGGCCGAGUGCUGCAGUCUGCGCCGAGACCUAGAGGAGCUGGAGAACACGCUGACUUCAGUGGAGAAGGACAAGCAGGGUGUUACUAAGAUGGCCGUCAAGUGA